AUGGCUAGAGUUGAUCAAAAUGUGUUUGUCAAGGUAGGUUUGGUGUUAGUAAGUGUAGCACUAUUCAUGUCAUCAUUUGCAGCAGCUCAAGAAUAUGAGGUUAUUUAUCAAGUUUCUGAGGAUGCUGCGGCGAGCCCUAUUGGCAUCGAGGUUGACUAUUUAGUCAUUGAUGAUGCCUUCCCUCCAAUUUCUUCAGAAAACGGUCAAUAUGCGUUCCCUCCUAACCUAUCUCCGGAAUCUUAUAAGAAGUUGGAUGAAUGUGUAAAUAAGAUUACAGAAUAUUAUGUUGAAGAGAUCUUGCCCAGAAUUUUUAAAAGCGAACCUCUCACUACCGAUAGUUGCAAAGCCAUUCUGCAUUUGGGAUAUGAUUGUCACAUCCGGUCAGUGAAAACACUGCUCUCACGUCCGGGACUAAAAGAAAAUGCUUCUGAGAUACUGCCUAAAAGUGUGCAGAUUUGGGAAACAUGUGCCUUUGUUGCCCCUUCUCCUUUCUAA
Rosa rugosa (rugosa rose) is the source of this 495-nucleotide messenger RNA. RefSeq names its product protein DOWN-REGULATED IN DIF1 11-like. The transcript has a single exon. NCBI's taxonomy places the organism in Eukaryota, Viridiplantae, Streptophyta, Magnoliopsida, Rosales, Rosaceae. The coding region runs from base 1 to 495 and encodes 164 amino acids. The record is from RefSeq and is a predicted model, not a curated record.